Diaporthe amygdali is the source of this 951-nucleotide messenger RNA. Its product is annotated as metallo-beta-lactamase family protein. The transcript has a single exon. The record is from RefSeq and is a predicted model, not a curated record. The coding region runs from base 1 to 951 and encodes 316 amino acids. NCBI's taxonomy places the organism in Eukaryota, Fungi, Ascomycota, Sordariomycetes, Diaporthales, Diaporthaceae.
AUGGCCUCUCAAGACUCCAAAGACUGGCUCAUCUGCACGGCCUGCGGCACCCAGUAUCCCACCGCAGACCGCCAGCAGCAAACACGAUGCUUCAUAUGCGACGAUCCCAGGCAGUUCACCCCGCCCUCGGGCCAGAGCUUCACCACCCUGGGCAGCAUGGUGUCCUCGCUCGCAGGCUACAAGAACGUCUUCCGCCGCUACGACAAGGACGACCGCCUGACCUUCAUCUACACCACCCCCAAGUUCGCCAUCGGCCAGCGCUGCGUGCUCGUCAGGACCCCCGCGGGCAACAUCCUCUGGGACUGCAUCACCCUCCUCGACGACGCCACCGUCGGCGAGAUCAACAAGCUGGGCGGCAUCAGCGCCAUCGUCAUCUCCCACCCGCACUACUACUCCACCCACCUCCAGUGGGCGACGGCCUUCGGCUGCAGCGUCUACCUCGCCGCCGAGGACAAGCAGUGGCUGGCGCAGACGGACCCCUCGAGGCAGGUCUUCCUGGGCGCCGACGCGAGGGAGCACGAGGUCACCGUGUCAGGCCAGAAGACCGGCGCCACCGCCCUCAAGCUGGGAGGCCACUUCCCCGGCAGCCUGGUGCUCCUCUUCGCCGGCCGCCUCCUCAUCGCCGACACCCUCCUGACCACGCCCGCGGGCAUUGGCAGCUGGGAGACGGAUGCGGUCGGCACCAAGCGCGAGGGCCAUCUGGGGAGGCCCGAGGGCGCCAACUCGUUCGCCUUUAUGUGGAGCAUCCCCAAUUUCAUCCCCUUGUCGCCGGAUGAGAUAUCGCAGAUGUGGGACGUCCUGGGCAAGCAUGAUUUCCAGAGCACGCAUGGCGCGUUCAUGGGGCAAGAUAUCGAGGACGAGAAGAUCAAGGGGAGAGUGCUUCAGUCUGCGCAGAUCCAAGUCCAUAGGAUGGGCUGGACAAACCAUGCCUUCUUGAACAUAUCUACAUAG